Molecule: messenger RNA, 4644 nt
Organism: Phycodurus eques (leafy seadragon)
Lineage: Eukaryota; Metazoa; Chordata; Actinopteri; Syngnathiformes; Syngnathidae
Product: solute carrier organic anion transporter family member 5A1
Exons: 10
Coding region: 432-2954 (840 amino acids)
Biological process (GO): sodium-independent organic anion transport; transmembrane transport
Cellular component (GO): membrane
Molecular function (GO): protein binding
Source: RefSeq, a predicted model, not a curated record
GACAGAUUUCAUUCAGCGAGCAACUGCUCCGAGGACAACAACACACUACCUCCAUUCUGUCCCGUGCUGCUGCUCUGCUGUGGAACAAAGAAAACCAGCAUUUAACAAAGAGCCAUAACAAGCAACGCCACAAUGGGAGUCUAAACCGGACAGGAUUCACGUUUUGUUUUUGUAGAUUUGGACUGGACUCGCAGGUUUUGCUUAUUGACUUGUGACGAUAUUUUGGCCGUAGGUGCGCCGCGUGAUCAGCGGAUGGACAACAUGUCCGUAACCAGAGGCGUCCAGUCCGCGCCGGUGAUGCCGGCAGGGCGGUCUUUAGUUUCGUCCCUGCCGCCCCCCAACCGAGUCCCCGCGUGGCACUAGAAGCCUUCGCAGCUCAAAGCCGCGGCCCCCUCUUCCUCCGCCUCCUCUUCCUCUCACCCGGCCGUGCCAUGACGUCGUCGGACAGCGACGAGACCGGCAGCGAUCUCUCGGAAUCGCCGGAGAUCCUCCGGCUCCAGGACCGGUACGUGGACUCGGAAGGCUGCUUCAAGUCCAAGAGCCUACCCAUCUUGAACGGGCCCCGCCGGACGGACCGCGAGGCGGUUCACGCGGACGAGGGCCGCCAGCUCCGGCCUCAACCCCCCGAGUCGCCCUCCUCCAGGACGGACUUCUCGCCGUCUGUGUCCAGCGUGGUGGGGCUCGGCAGCGGCCUACCCGUGGACCCCCGCGGGGCGGCCGGGGGCAAGAAAGUCGGCUUGUCCCUGUCCCGCCUUAUCCGCGUCCCGGCCGGGAAGUAUGUGCGCGUUAUCCUCAGAGAUUCGCGCUGCUUCCUGUUCUGCAUGUGCUACCUGACGUUUAUCCAGUCCCUGAUGGUUUCGGGCUACCUGAGCAGCGUCAUCACCACCAUCGAGAAGCGCUACAGCCUCCGCAGCUCCGAGUCGGGCCUGCUGGUCAGCUGCUUCGACAUCGGCAGCUUGCUGGUGGUGGUCUUCAUCUCGUAUUUCGGCGGCCGGGGCCAGAGGCCGCGCUGGCUGGCCGUCGGCGGCGUGGUCAUCGCCGUGGGGGCGGCGCUCUUCUCCCUGCCCCACUUCAUCUCGCCGCCCUACCAGAUCCAAGAGAUGAACGCGUCGGCGGCCCACGAAGGGCUCUGCCUCGGCGGCGGCCGGGAGGCGGCCGACGCGGCCUCGUGCCCUCGCGACCCCGAAGGCAACGGACACGACCUCUACGUGGCUCUGUUCAUCUGCGCCCAGAUACUGGUGGGCAUGGGCUCCACGCCCAUCUACACCCUGGGGCCCACCUACCUGGACGACAACGUCAAGAAGGAGAACGCGUCUCUCUACCUGGCCGUCAUGUACGUGAUGGGAGCCCUGGGCCCGGCGGCCGGUUACCUGCUGGGAGGCGUCCUCAUCGGUUUCUACGUGGACCCCAAAACCGCGGUCAACAUCGACCAAAGCGACCCUCGCUUUGUCGGCAACUGGUGGAGCGGCUUCUUGCUGUGCGCCGUCGCCAUGCUCCUGGUCAUCUUUCCCAUGUUCGCCUUCCCCAAAAAGUUGCCGCCGCGCCACAAGAAGAGGAAGAAAAAGACGGGCUCGUCGCCCGGCGGCCUGUGCGGCGAAGACGGCGUGAUGAAGGAGAAGUCCGGCAGCAAGGGCAAGAACGUCUCCUCCUCCAUCGGCUUCGGGAAAGACAUCAAGGACCUCCCCGAGGCGGCGCUGAGGAUCCUCAGCAACGUGACCUUCCUGUUCGUCAGCCUGUCCUACACGGCCGAGUGCGCCAUCGUCACCGCCUUCAUCACCUUCAUCCCCAAGUUCAUCGAGUCCCAGUUCGGCAUCCCCGCCUCCAACGCCAGCAUAUACACGGGUCUGAUCAUCGUGCCCAGCGCGGGCGUGGGCAUCGUGCUGGGCGGCUACAUCAUCAAGAAGCUGAAGCUGGGCGCCCGCGAGUCGGCCAAGCUGGCCAUGAUCUGCAGCGGCGUGUCGCUGCUUUGCUUCUCCACGCUCUUCAUCGUGGGCUGCGAGAGCAUCAACCUGGGAGGCAUCAACAUACCCUACACAACCGGUCCGACGCUGACGCUGACGCAGAGGAAUCUGACGGGAAGCUGCAACGUCAACUGCGCCUGCCGCAUCCACGAGUACGCGCCCGUGUGCGGCUCCGACGGCAUCACCUACUUCAACCCCUGCCUGGCCGGGUGCAGCGCCGUCGGCAACGACAGCGGCGGGAUGAGGAACUACACGGAGUGCGGCUGCGUGCAGAGCCGGCAGGUCAUCACGCCGCAGUCGGGCGGCGGCCCCGUCAAUCGGCUGCGGCUGGUCAUCGUCAAGACGUACCUGAACGAGAACGGCUUCGCCGCCUCGGGGAAGUGCGACCGCACGUGCAACACGCUCGUCCCCUUCCUCGUCUUCCUCUUCAUCGUCACCCUCAUCACCGCCUGCGCGCAGCCCUCCGCCAUCAUCGUCACGCUCAGGUCGGUGGAUGAACCAGAGAGGCCUUUUGCUCUCGGCAUGCAGUUCGUCCUUCUCAGAACUCUCGCGUACAUCCCGACGCCGAUCUACUUCGGCGCGGUGAUCGACACCACCUGCAUGCUGUGGCAGCAGGACUGCGGCGUGCCCGGCUCGUGCUGGGAGUACGACGUCACCGCCUUCCGCUUCGUCUACUUCGGCCUGGCCGCCAGCCUCAAGUUUGUGGGCUUCGUCUUCAUCUUCCUCACGUGGUACUCCAUCAAGCACAAGGAGGAGCGCUCGGAACGCUGGCGGCCCCGCCCGCCGGCGUCGCCGCCGCCGCCGCCGUUACUGCCGGGCGCCGUCGGCGAGCCGGUCGGCCGCCCCGGGGGCCGCAAGAGCCACGCGCGCACGCGCUCCUGUCCCGUCUUCGUCCCGCCGGCGCGGCCCGGGGCCCCCGCGGCCGCCGCCGCGCUGCCGCUGUGCCGCGGCGGCCUCAAAGCAAUAACGCCCGGAGGCUCGGCCCGCGCCUGAGCCUUCGAGAAGCGCAACGCGGCUCUCCCGCGCCUAUCCGAGGCCUGACUGACACGCCGCCGUCAUGGUGCUAACUCAUGUCACACUCAAAGCACAAAGUGUGUUCUAUGCAAGAUCCCAACUCCAAGAACACGGCUGUCCCGUCCCAAAGAUGUGAUCCAAAACCCGCCGGAAAUAAUCCGCAGUUUGUCUCCUUAUUAUUGCGGUGACGAUUCACGAUUGUAUCAUGUACGGAACGCCGUUCGGAGGCUUGAACGAGCAGACCUUCGUUCGCCCGAGGCGCCUACGCUUAAUUCAAGUAACUUGUGACAUUUUCCCAAUGUUACCUAUCAUAUCACAAUCCAGUGGUGCCUUGAGAUACGAGGAUCUGUUCCCAUCGGCCUUGCCGGGAUAAAGAAAGUUUGGCAAAUUUGUGGUCACGGAACAAAUUCAACUUGUAUCUCAAGGCACCACUGUAAAGCCCUAAUUGGAUAUAAUUUUUUUCUUUAUGCCCGCUCGCCUCACACCUGCGAGGUUCUGGGUUCGAAGCUCGGCUACCAGGGUGGCGUUUUCUACGUUGGCUUCUCAGGCUAGCUAGCUCGCAUGUCAACAAACCUGCUCAAACCUUUUCAGCCCCUAAAAACCUGCAAAAAUAGAUCACAAUAGUAUUGACAUAUUGUACAUAAGCAUAAUGUUAAACACAUUUACUAGUAAUUAAAAAAACAAAAAAAAAGAGUAUUAAUAUUGUUGCAAAUUUUCAAUUGGUCUGUUAAAAGUAGUUUUAAUUUCACUCUGGUGUGACUUAAAAUGUAGAUCAAACAACUGCGUGAUGGUCUUGUAAAUAUUGAUUAUAAUUAUCAUGAAGUGCAAAUAGUGUAGAGCGUAGAUGAAGCGUAUUUAUGAACCAACAUUUCAAGACAAAGCUACAAAAUUGAGUUGUCUCUCGCAGUGCCUGAACAGUAUUAUUGUCAAGUUCGGCCGACAGGAGUACUCUACCCAUAAUGCACUUCUCUCCCCUCAGUGAACUACCCUUUUUUUGGUUACAGAUUUGUAAAAGCAGCAGCAACAUAGAGCAUAGAGCGAUCAUGACGACGAUUAUUAUUGUUUUUGCGGUAGAGUAUUCCGAAAAGCUCUUAAUUAAGAAUUGCGUCGUCGGUGUUCCUCAGGAGCAGAAAAGUGUCCCGUCCAUGUUCAUUUUUUUUGUCUUUGUGAAUGUUUGCUUUCCAAAUGACUUGAAUACAUCGGUGGUAUUUGUCAAUAAAAAGUCAACAAUAUGGCUCACGCGCAUCCAGUGUUGCCUUGCGGUAAUUUGGAUUUUAAUGAGGAAUAGUCAGAAUGUUCCAAACGACAACCUGACAGAGUCGGAUUUUGGAAACCGUAAAGGUGAAGUGAGUGAAUUUAAAACAAUAAUGAGUGACUGAAUCAUUUGCAUUAUUUGGUGAUUACAUCACCUUUGAUGAGUCGGAUGCUGCUGAGGAAAAAUACAAAGACACAAGUGGCACAAAGAGUUAAACUAAUUCAAUCAACUCAGAAACAAGAAAUUGGGGCUUCAAAACAGGUUCAGGGUUUCAUGGUGGGGUUUCGAAACAGGGUUGGGGCUUCAAACUAUCCAUCCAUCCUUCCAUCGCUUAACCGAGUUAGGGUCAUGGGGGCAGUAGCUUUAGGAGGGAUGCCCAGACUUCCCUCUCCCCAGCCACUUCAUCCAGCGCUU